GCAGGGACUGGUUGCGCCAUGCUUCAGUAGUAAACGCGGAGCUGCAGCUUUAGCUCACUGUAACUUAUUAAACCUUGUGCAUUGCGGAAAAAGCGCAUCACACCAGCGCAAACUUCCCUCGCUUCGUUUCUGCGCACUGGUUUAAUAGCGUGAGUUUGAACAUGCCGAACAUCGUGCUGUUCAGCGGCAGCUCUCACCACGACCUGUCCCAGAAAGUAGCAGAUCGUCUCGGACUGGAGCUGGGAAAAGUCAUCACCAAGAAGUUCAGCAACCAGGAGACCUGUGUGGAAAUAGGCGAGAGCGUCCGAGGCGAGGACGUGUACAUUAUACAGAGCGGCUGUGGAGAGAUCAAUGACAACCUAAUGGAGCUGCUGAUUAUGAUCAACGCAUGCAAGAUCGCCUCGUCGUCCCGGGUCACCGCCGUCAUCCCCUGCUUCCCUUACGCUCGGCAGGACAAGAAGGACAAAAGUCGUGCACCUAUUUCUGCCAAGCUAGUGGCUAAUAUGUUGUCGGUGGCUGGAGCGGAUCACAUAAUCACUAUGGAUCUUCAUGCUUCACAGAUCCAGGGAUUUUUUGACAUUGCCGUGGACAACCUGUACGCAGAACCUGCCGUCCUUCAGUGGAUCAGAGAAAACAUUCCUGAGUGGAAAAACUGCAUCAUUGUUUCACCAGAUGCAGGUGGUGCUAAAAGGGUGACAUCCAUCGCUGACCGCCUGAACGUGGAGUUCGCCCUCAUUCACAAAGAGCGCAAGAAAGCAAACGAGGUGGACCGUAUGGUGCUGGUCGGGGACGUGAAGGACAGAGUGGCCAUCCUGGUGGACGAUAUGGCCGACACUUGUGGAACCGUCUGUCAUGCUGCUGAUAAGCUGAUCUCUGCUGGUGCAAUAAAGGUCUACGCCAUUCUCACCCAUGGUAUUUUCUCGGGCCCUGCCAUCUCGCGCAUCAACAAUGCUCCGUUUGAGGCCGUGGUCGUCACCAACACCAUUCCACAAGAGGAGAAGAUGAAGCAGUGUCCCAAAAUUCAGGUCAUUGACAUCGCCAUGAUCCUCGCUGAGGCCAUUCGAAGAACCCACAACGGAGAAUCUGUCUCGUACCUUUUUAGCCACGUACCAUUGUAAAGAUGACUACACUGAAAAGCAUUUAGACCACCAAUCCUGCAUCAUUCCACUGUAGGAGUCUUAAGAGUAAAUCAUGUGUGAUAGGCCGUAGCAAGCAGCCGGCUCUUGUAAAUCUCGCCCACAUCAGAGUUUGUUAUUCUUUAGGCUGUAAGUUACUUUAUCAGCAUACCUCAUGUUUGUUAUUUUGUAUUUGACUUUUGAUUUCUUAAAAGUAUUUUAUGGAAGUCUAGUCCCGUCACCUACAAUUAGGAAAGAAAACAGAACCUUGUUUUUUUUUUCAAUAUUAACUGAAGUCUCAUUAUCAUUAUUUUGAGAUACAAAGUCAUCAUAGUAUACAAAAUCAUGAUUUUGGGAUAGCAAUUAACUUACUAAUGAAAACAUAAUUAGGUGCUGGAUUUCAUUUUAUUUUAGGUGGUGGGAAUGGACUUCUCAUAUUAGUAUUUCAUUCCUCCUUAAGUACCCAUUUAUAAAUAGUUCCACUACAACCAGAUGUAAUUUUUUUUCCCAAAGACGGUGGAGAAAAAGGAGUGGUGUUAAACUUUUAAUUUUGUAAACCUUUAGCAUAAAUCAAGAAUCCAAUGUGUUUGUACUUUGUGAUGCAGUUCAUUCACACUUUUGGUUAAAAACCAGAAUAAAAUUGAAUACAAAAGAA
This is a messenger RNA of Trichomycterus rosablanca, 1770 nucleotides long. RefSeq names its product ribose-phosphate pyrophosphokinase 2. Bases 162 to 1118 code for a protein of 318 amino acids. Lineage: Eukaryota; Metazoa; Chordata; Actinopteri; Siluriformes; Trichomycteridae. Gene Ontology annotation, biological process: purine nucleotide biosynthetic process; 5-phosphoribose 1-diphosphate biosynthetic process. The transcript has 7 exons. Gene Ontology annotation, molecular function: magnesium ion binding; ATP binding; ribose phosphate diphosphokinase activity. Gene Ontology annotation, cellular component: cytoplasm; ribose phosphate diphosphokinase complex. The record is from RefSeq and is a predicted model, not a curated record.